This is a messenger RNA of Anolis carolinensis (green anole), 4150 nucleotides long. RefSeq names its product DNA topoisomerase III alpha (gene top3a). NCBI's taxonomy places the organism in Eukaryota, Metazoa, Chordata, Lepidosauria, Squamata, Anolidae. Gene Ontology annotation, molecular function: DNA topoisomerase type I (single strand cut, ATP-independent) activity; zinc ion binding; DNA binding. The transcript is spliced from 20 exons. Gene Ontology annotation, biological process: DNA topological change. Gene Ontology annotation, cellular component: chromosome; nucleus. Bases 327 to 3320 code for a protein of 997 amino acids. The record is from RefSeq and is a predicted model, not a curated record.
CCUCCACGUGUGUACGACAGCUGAGCCGGCGCGGAAUACGGCAGAGAAGCGGGAAAUCUGUCUGUGGAGAAGGAAAGCGAAGAGAGCAAGAAAAGCGCGCGGAGAAGGAGAAGGAGGAGACAUUGAAUUGGGCCUGGCCUUAAUUUAGGAAGGCUCUCAACGUCCCCAAAAGGGACCAGGCCCCAAAGGAGAACCUGUGGAGGCAGAAGAGGGAGGGAUCCAGUCCAGUGGCCUUGGAAGCUGAAGGGAGCAGGGAAAGCUCAUUUUGCUUUUAACAACGGCUCCGCUAUGUCUUGGCCGGCUGGGACUUGGGCCCGGCUCUCAGGAUGAUCCCUUCAUCUCUGCUCUUUGUCCGUUAUGGAGUCAGGUUGAUCUCCCGCUCCUGGAAACGUUGCUUCUGUCAGUCUGCUGAGGGGGACAUGACAUUCCGGAACAUCCAAAAGGUUCUCUGUGUGGCAGAGAAAAACGAUGCGGCUCGGGGGAUCGCAGACAUCCUUUCCAACAGCAGGAUGCGAAGGAGAGAAGGGUUUUCUAAAUUCAACAAAAUCUAUGAAUGCCAAUAUCACCUGCUUGGUCAGAAUGUAACCGUAGUGAUGACGUCUGUGUCGGGACACUUGCUGGCUCAUGAUUUCAAGCUGCCGUUUCGAAAAUGGCACAGCUGCAACCCACUUGUCCUCUUUGAUGCUGAAAUUGAGAAGUUCUGCCCUGAAAACUACUUGGACAUCAAGCGAACUCUGGAGCGGGAAGUGCAGCAAUGCCAGGCGCUGGUGAUUUGGACCGAUUGCGAUCGCGAAGGGGAGAACAUCGGCUUUGAAGUCAUUGACGUUUGCAAGGCAGUGAAGCCAAGCCUUCAGGUUUUCCGUGCCCGCUUCUCUGAGAUCACGCCUCACGCCAUAAGAACCGCCUGCGAGAACCUCACUCAGCCUGAUCAGAAUGUAAACGAUGCUGUGGACGUCCGGCAAGAGCUGGAUCUCAGAAUAGGUGCUGCCUUCACCCGAUUUCAGACCAUGAGACUCCAGAAGAUUUUUCCGGAGGUUCUGGCAGAGCAGCUGAUCAGCUACGGAAGCUGCCAGUUCCCAACCCUGGGCUUUGUGGUGGAAAGAUUCAAAGCCAUCCAGGCAUUUGUGGCUGAGACCUUCUACAAAAUUAAAGUGACACAUGACCACGAAGAGGGCACCGUGGACUUCAGCUGGAAGAGGAACCGCCUCUUCAACCACACAGCAUGCCUCAUCCUUUACCAGAUGUGCAUGGAGGAUCCAUUGGCCACCGUUGUGGAAGUUGGGAGCAGACCAAAAAGCAAAUGGAGACCCUUGCCUCUGGAUACUGUGGAACUCGAGAAACUGGCUUCCCGCAAACUGAAAAUAAAUGCCAAGGAGACAAUGAAAAUUGCUGAGAAGCUCUACACUCAGGGGUAUAUAAGUUAUCCUCGAACAGAAACCAACAUUUUCCCAAAAGACUUAAACCUCCCCAACCUGGUGCAGCUCCAGACACCGGACCCUCGCUGGGGCGCCUUUGCGCAAAGGAUUCUGGACCAAGGUGGGCCGACCCCCCGGAGCGGAACCAAGUCUGACCAGGCCCACCCCCCCAUCCACCCCACAAAACACGCCACCAAUUUGCAGGGGAACGACCAGCGGCUCUACGAGUUCAUUGUGCGGCACUUUCUGGCCUGCUGCUCACAAGACGCAAAGGGCCAGGAGACGACGGUGGAGAUUGACGUGGCGAAUGAACGCUUCGUGGCCCAUGGCUUGAUGAUCCUGGCCAGAAAUUAUUUGGAGGUCUACCCUUACGAGAAGUGGAGCGACAAGGUGAUCCCGGUUUAUGAGAAAGGGUCACGCUUCCAGCCCUCUACUGUGGAGAUGGUCGAGGGGGAGACUAGUCCACCCCAGUUGCUGACAGAAGCCGACCUCAUUUCCCUGAUGGAGAAACAUGGCAUUGGGACGGACGCCACUCAUGCUGAACACAUCGAGACCAUCAAGUCGCGCAUGUAUGUGGGGCUCACUCCGGACCAGAGGUUCGUCCCAGGGGAACUGGGCAUGGGGCUGGUCGAAGGCUAUGACUCCAUGGGCUACGAAAUGUCCAAGCCGGACCUCCGAGCUGAACUCGAGCACGACCUGAAGCUUAUCUGCGAAGGGAAGAAGGGCAAGGCGGUUGUGCUGCGGGAGCAGGUCCAGAAGUACAAGCGGGUCUUUAUUGAGGCUGUGCAGAAAGCAAAGAAGCUGGAUGAGGCCCUGGCUCAGUAUUUUGGGCAAGGGGCUCCUCUCACCCAGGAGGAAGAAAUCUACCCCGCCCUGCCGGACCCCGUGAGGAAGUGCCCCCAGUGCAACAGCGACAUGGUCUUGAAAACCAAGAAGAGCGGCGGGUUUUACCUCAGCUGCCUGGGCUAUCCGUCCUGUAAAUCGGCCGUCUGGUUUCCCGAUUCAGUGCUGGAGGUCAGCAAAGAUGACUCCGUUUGCGAUGUGUGUAGGCCGCAUCCAGUGCACAGGUUGAAGCUGAAGUUCAAGCGGGGCGGCCUCCCUCCCAUGAUGCCCCUGGAGUUUGUCGGCUGCAUCGGAGGCUGCGACGAAACCUUAAGGGAAGUCCUGGACUUGAGAUACCUCCAAGGGCCGCCCCGACCCGCCUCUCAGCCGGCCAACCGCUUGGUCAGCCCUUUGCAGGCCAACCACUCCCUGAACCACAUGACUGGAAACAGCAACAACCACCAAGGUGUCUCCGCUCCUCCUUCCAGGCCAAAUCGGACUGCGGCCUCCGAGGACAAUAAUGCGGUGGUCUGCAACUGCGGAGAGGAAGCCCUGUUCCUCACUGUCCGAAAGGAGGGCCCCAACCAAGGCCGACAGUUCUACAAAUGCCGUUCCGGGGGCUGCGGCUUCUUCCUCUGGGCCGACCAGCAGCCCGACAGUGCGGUUUCCAAUGUACCCAGUGGGUUUGGACCUUUUGAUCCCUCACAGAGAGGGGAAAGGGGUGCCGCACGUUCCUGGAGCGAAGGAGGAGGAGGAGGCGGCACAGCCGUCUGCAAGUGUGGGCAACCUGCCAUCACCAGGACGGUUCAGCGUGAAGGGGCCAACAAAGGGCGCCAGUUCCACACUUGUGCCAAGCCCCGGGAGCAGCAAUGUGGCUUUUUCCAGUGGACAGACGAGAACGUGGUGCCAGGCUUCCCUUCCAGCCACUUCACGGGAGAAGGCACCACAAGGGGAUUGGGAACCAAAACGAAGCGGUCAGACAGCGAUCCCGGCCUGAGGGCCCCGACAACAAAGAGAUCCCGGACUUGUGGGGUCUGCCACCAACCAGGCCACACGAGGAAGACCUGUCCUCAGAACCGCUGACCAUCACACCCCAAAGCAUUCUUGCAGGACGAUGAGAGAGAAAAGAGUGGAUGCACUACAACAUGUUUGCCAGCCUUUGCAAGCUUUUUGACUUUUGUAGAAUGCUCUCAGAAGAUUGGAUCUGAUUUCCAGAAUCCGAGUAAACUCAAGGCCUGUGUUCUUCAUCUCGGUGCGAUCAAACUAUGGACUGAGUUGAGAAGGACUUCACCCUCCCCAUAACAGAUGCCUCCUAUGUAAUAAUCAACACCUCUCCCUUCUUCUUCCAGUUAAAUAUUUCCCUUUCCUCAGAGCUGUCUAUAUCAUAGAAUGGCUGCACCUCGGAGUGGGGCAAAUACUUUGGAGAGAGCUUUGGACAGAAAUACUCAGCCGCAAGUGCCUUGUUUCUGGGUUGGCCUUGAAUAAUACACUUGAAUGGACAAGAGAAAUUAUUCUGAGGUUUUCUGACUUCUGCAUACUCUGAGGAGGCGGCAAAAUUAAAGCCACUUCACAUUGUACAUUUGCUGGAACAUAGCUGCGAUCUGAAGCUUCUUGUACAUUUUUUGGAGAUUUCCUUGGAGUAUAUUCACAGUAUUUUUGCUACUGCCAGCGUCUGCACUGAGCUGUACUCAGCCUUUCCUGUAUCUCUUCUGGACACACAUUACUUCCCUCCUGACAACAGCUGUUUUUACAAGAGGAGGAAUAUUUUGAUAUAUUUACUCAGUUUAACCUCACUUUAAAUAGAAUUGUGGCCACAUCCUUUCGACUUCAGGACGCUGCUGCUGCUGCCUCGUACCUAGGCAAUUUAGGUAAUGUAUUUGUCCUUUUAAGAUUAAAAUAUUUUUUUAGCCGGA